AUGUACCCACCACACUUGUUAAGCGACAGGAAAUCCUAUGCCAUAAACAAUGACAAGGCACCAAGAACGAGACGUUCUGCACGAUCAAAAACUGGCCCUAUCAAUUACUACAAGAAACUCAAUCUGUUUAAUUAUGAGUCUGAAGAGGAAUGUUCCGGUGAUGAGGAUGUCGAUGUAUUGGCCAAUUCAGACCAGCCACAACAGCGUCACGGCCGUUCCCGUUCAUGUGAUCUCUCAAUGCCUCCUUGCUACCGAGAUAGCCAGCUCGUCGGUCAUACGCAAUACUCAGUUAUAUACUCUUCAUCUAGAGUACAAAUACUCAAGGCACCCUUGAAAACGUUAGAUGACUUUAGAAGUGUCGGGCAUGCACGUUAUCGCCCAGAACGUAACCCGGCCAACUAUGCUAAGGGACUAAGAGGAGAGGACUUGGCGUUAGACAACAUCCUCCAUUUUGAUUUUGAUCCGAAGGAAAUGACCGCAGUGCUAAACUUGCUGUCAUUUAGUGGAUGUCAUUGGCGUUUUGCUCCAGACACUGCUCUUACCGAUCAACUUAUACAAGUCGCAUCCACCUAUAAUAUGCACCCUAAGUCCUUCAAGAAGAUGUCGUCUAUUUUGAAAUUGUCUAGGUUACUCUCGACCGAAGAAGCGAGCGAUAGUAAUGCUUUGCUCUUAGAAAUAUUGACAUCAACUCCAUGCACAAAGGAGCUACGACGUGCUAGGCGACUCACAAUGCGACUCCUGGGGUCCCAAGAGAAACGAGAGAAUGAAGGUCCUUCCACCUCAGGCGAUCAACACUGCCAUAAAGUCGAGGAAGUGCGCAGACUGUCGGGCCAUUUAUCAUUUGCAUUUGCAUUGGGGCGGCGCCAGUGCGCAGAUAUAGAAGCAUUCAUUGCUGACGCCCAGAGAGGCCAUCUCCCAACCGUCCCAUCUGUCAUCAAGGCUGUUAAAUUGGAGGAUGGCAGCUCGGCAACGCGCAAGAAUGCUCAAGCGUCUGGCAAUCUAAACAAGCUCUUGCAGGAUCGUGAGCUAGGUUGCGCUGUGAGCCGGCAGGUCAGUUCUCGUUUUUUGAGUAACCUCGGGGUUUCGAGGACUUGGAAAGGAGCCUCAAAUGAUAUUAUAGUACUAGCGUGGUCUCCUGAUGGAACUAGGUUUGCAGCAGGUGCUACAGCUCAAUGUGAUGAACAUAACAUGGAAUACAACCGAGGGAAUAAUCUGAUUCUCGGUGAUUUGACCACUGAUAGUCUGGAGGAAUUGCCAGACCAUUGGAGCCCUCGUCCGCCGGGGUUUUCAAGGGGAACUAUGAAUGAUCAUCGUCUGUUUAUGAGUGUAACAGCGUGCCAAUGGUUCGAUGAUACACUCUAUACUGCUAGUUAUGACAAGACUGUCAAACUUUGGAGAUUCCCUAAUCACAGGGCAUCAUGCUACAAGACGCUUGAGCACGACUCCAAAGUCCAAGUUAUGGCUCCAUCCAACUUCUCAAAGAAUGUGGUAGCGACAGGGACCCAGUCUGUCGGUUUCUGGCAACUAGAUGAAUCAACGUACAAUGUCCUGGACUUGCCUCGACAGCGCUCUAAAAGAGAAAUUGACCUUAUACCAACGUCUCUGGCUUGGGGUACCAUCCCAAUAACGAGGGAGUUACUAAUUGCUGGAAUGUCUGAAAAGGGCGAUGGUGUGACCCAUAAUGGUCUUCUUGCAGCUUGGCAUAUAGCCGAAGCAUCAUCCACUCCAAUACAAUUAAGCCCAAAUUCACAAAAUAUCUUUGAUGUAAAGUGGCACCCUUCUCUUCCAUUAUUUGCUACAGCAAGCUCCGCAAGAGGAGGUGGUACAACUCUCUUGAGUUCCAAAAACACCAGGUCUGUGGUCCGUCUAUAUUCGCCACUCAUCUCCAAAAUGUGCACCAUGGAACUUGAGUGCCCUGCUUUGGACAUAAACGACGUGACUUUCUGCCCAGGCAAUUCAAACUAUGUGACUGCCAGCUGCACUGACGGGAUCACCUACGUGUGGGACACGCGAAACCCGGACACUGUACUGCACAAGCUUCAGCAUGCCGAGCCGCUCAAUCAGAUAGAUGAAACCAUUCCUAGAGAACAAGCAGAUGUUGGGGUAAGGUUGGCAUUGUGGGGGAACUCGGUAACCCAAUUCUAUACUGGGGCAUCAGAUGGUAUCUUGAAAACCUGGGAUGUAUUGAGGUCUCCUGAUGAUGCUCUAAUUCAAGAUGUUGCUUCUUUUGGAGAGGAGAUCAUGUCUGGGGCUUUCUCGCCGGAUAGAUCCAAUCUGUUGAUUGGCGAUGCAGCCGGGGGUCUUCAUCUCUUAUCUCCCAACACUUAUGCCGAUGAGACCUUGUCUUUUAAAUUUAAGCGCGCUUCCCAAGUGCCAUUUAAAGGGCAAGACCCCGACUCUGAGUCCGGCAUCAUGGCUGCCCGUAAGGCCAUCCUAAAUGGUCAUCUUUUGCGCCAUCCUAUUUAUGGUGUGGGCCAAGGUCCUCAUUACAAUGGGCCUUACGCGGCAUGGGCCCGUCCAGAUAAUACCCCUGUGCAUCAACUCGGACAGACAAAGUUGAAGGAGGAAUGGCAGUUAAGGCAGCUGGACGGUAUUCCUCCUGUUCUCCGAUCUGGUUUAAAUGAUCAACUGCGGAGAGAAAUUGAAUGCCAGAGACAGCUCGCUCAGAUUCGCAACGGGCAGCAUGUGAAUAAAAGGAAGCGACUGGAACCUGGCUAUUAUGCGAAAAGUAGGGACGUUCUUGUCGAUUUAUGCAGUGAAGAUGGUUUCUGGGCAGCGCCGGUCAAGCCCAAGCGACUAGCUGCAGAAUCGAAAUAUGUCAUCACUGAAAAUGCAAACGUCGAAGUCAUAGAUCUUACCGGUGAUAGUGAUACGGAGUGUGCGACACCGCCAAAGGGAAACUUGGCCUUUCCCACUACUCAGGGUACAGAGAGCUACUCUGGACUUGGGCAUCCACUGGAGGGAUUUGAGGGAAUCUUGGAGGACGACCACUGGUGGCCAUCUAGUGACCAAAUAGACCCCAACUUCAAUGAUGCUGAUGUGUAG
Molecule: messenger RNA, 3045 nt
Organism: Aspergillus oryzae RIB40
Lineage: Eukaryota; Fungi; Ascomycota; Eurotiomycetes; Eurotiales; Aspergillaceae
Product: WD repeat protein
Exons: 1
Coding region: 1-3045 (1014 amino acids)
Biological process (GO): TOR signaling; regulation of actin cytoskeleton organization
Cellular component (GO): TORC1 complex; TORC2 complex
Molecular function (GO): protein binding
Source: RefSeq, a predicted model, not a curated record